AUGGCUUCCUUUGCGCGCUUGGCGCUGCUGGCGCUGGGCUUGGCGCUGCCUUGCGCCACCGGCUCCUGGACCGAGGCCAACACGGCCUGCGCCACCCGGGCCACCGGCGGCCGCUCCCGGCUCCUGAGCUUCCUCUGGCUGCGCCCCGACGGCUCCCCCGCCGCGGUUCUGGUGCAGAGCCUGUGGGAUUUGCGCAGCGGGCGGCUGCUGGAGUGCGCCCUGCGGACGGAGCCCGCCUUGACCCGCCGCUAUCUGGAGCUCUGCGCCCCCGGGGGGCUCCGCCACCCCUUGGUCCGCGCCCCCUGGGACCCGCGGCUGCGGAGAGAGCUGGAAGCCUUGGAUGCGCGCAAGGAAACGUGCAAGGGAGCCUCCCCGGCCAGCCGCCAAGCUGAAGCGAGGGAGUCGGCAGGGCAAGCGCGGGCGCGGAGCCGGCGAGGAUGGACGGUGCCCGGGACUCUUUGGUGCGGAGCCGGGCACACGGCUGAGAAGCCCUCGGAGCUGGGGGUUUUCCAGGGCCCAGAUGUUUGUUGCCGUGAGCACGACAAGUGCGACGCCCACAUCUCAGCUCUGGGGUUCAAGUACGGCAUUCGCAACUACCGGCUCCACACCAUUUCUCACUGCAGCUGCGACAACAGGUUCAGAGACUGCCUGAAGAACCUCAAUGAUACCAUCUCCAACUUCAUCGGGACUAGUUUCUUCAACCUGCUGGAAAUCCCAUGCUUCCACUUGAAAGAGAGUGAGGACUGCCUUGAGUGGCAUUGGUGGGGCGGGUGUAAGAAGUACGGCAUGAUGCCCCUGGCUCACUUGGUGGAGCCAAGCCCGUAUCAGCCCAUCGAGAUCCCCGAGGCCACCACAUUUCCUCUCCAGCCGAGACGGCAUCGCAAACCCGGCUCGAAAGGCAGAAAAACGCGGAGAAAGAAGGUGAAGAAACCGAGCACCGAGACGCAGGAUACCGUCAUCCCACUCGCCUCGAUCUCCAAGACGAAUGAAGCCACUCACCUCCUGGGAAGAAGCUCCACGGGUGAGGAGACAACUGCCCUUCAAACAACGUUGAACCCUGGUCCCAUCAAGAGGGAGGGCGAGAUUCUCACCGCGCGUCACCCGGUCGUCCUUACUGUGGAAGAAGCCUUCUCCAACGAGACGUGGCAGGGAGAAAGGCCCAUCUCUGGCCCUUCUGCAGGACACAGCCAGGUCUCCAAGCCAAGACCAGGCCUGUCGCGGAGAUGCCGCUGCUACCAACGGCUGGACCACUGCCCCUUCCAGAUUGGCCCCAAUGAGUUUAAGUACCAGCUCCACAAUUCAGAUGAUCGCACUCUUUACCACUGUAACUGCACCCGCCGGUUGGCCCGGUUCCUGCGCAGGAGGAAGAGCCCCAAUGAGGUGGAGGAGCAGGUCCUGUCCCACUACAUCGCCCCUUCCUGUUUCGUCCUGGAGAACCUCCCAGGCUGUAGGAUGGGAGGGGAAAGCUGGCCCAACUGCAUUGGCAUCGGCAAAGCCAUCCUGGCCCCGGCUCGCCACCUGACCAACCGGCUGAUGGGCAAGCGAGCGAGGGGCUCUCUCAAAGUGAAGCGUCAGGAAGGGGCAUCCCUGGAGGGACCCGUCCGGCUGUUUGACAAGUGUGUGCGGCUGGUGCGAGCCGCCCUCCAGCCGGCGCCCCAUUGAGCGAGGGCAGCCUUGACCAUGGCACACAGGCGUGGGCGAGAGGGCCGAGCCCAGGAAGUGGACACAAUGAAACCGAGCCAUUCUCCCUCCCCCCGCGUGCGUUUGUGCGUUCCCAGGUUUUUUGAACCGGAAGCAAAUGCCCAGUGUGGACUUGAAUGAGAAGCGGGCAUCCAUGGCACAAUGCUAGCUGGCCAUCACCUGC
Molecule: messenger RNA, 1864 nt
Organism: Thamnophis elegans (Western terrestrial garter snake)
Lineage: Eukaryota; Metazoa; Chordata; Lepidosauria; Squamata; Natricidae
Product: group 3 secretory phospholipase A2-like
Exons: 7
Coding region: 1-1662 (553 amino acids)
Biological process (GO): arachidonate secretion; phospholipid metabolic process
Molecular function (GO): A2-type glycerophospholipase activity
Source: RefSeq, a predicted model, not a curated record